Messenger RNA from Schistocerca piceifrons (Central American locust), 1300 nucleotides. Its product is annotated as glyoxylate/hydroxypyruvate reductase A-like. NCBI's taxonomy places the organism in Eukaryota, Metazoa, Arthropoda, Insecta, Orthoptera, Acrididae. The transcript is spliced from 7 exons. Gene Ontology annotation, molecular function: NAD binding. The record is from RefSeq and is a predicted model, not a curated record. Bases 192 to 1172 code for a protein of 326 amino acids.
CAAGCUACUGACGCAAGGCUGUAAGAAUUAUUAUUUAAGCUUGAGAUUCGGUACAUCUUAUCUGCGUAUUACAGUCAUUCAGUCUUUCGCGACGUAAUCAAGCAAAGACUGCCAGUCGAGUCUCUGCACUGACGAAAGCCGAGUGUCUGGUAUGAGUUUCAGGUGACAACUGUGGAGUACAAGCGGUCAUAAUGACACAACAAAUUGCUGUUUAUAGCGUGCUACAUAAAUUACCUUCACUUUUAAAAACUGCUCUUCCACAACUACAGUUUCAUGUGGUGGAACACGGUGCCGCUGAUGCAUUGGGUGCUCUCCAGAAGGCUGAAAUAAUAAUUGCAGAUGGUUUUCUUUUAUCUCCCAUCAUUCAUCAGCUGCCAAAUGCAAAGUGGAUACAGUGUACCUAUGCUGGAGUGGAGAACAUUGUUGCAGCUGUUGAUAAAACAAAGCUCCCACUUCCUUUUGUAAUGACCCGGCUCACUGGUGACCUCUUUGGUGUACAAAUGGCUGAAUAUGUCGUUUCUGAAAUUGCCAACAGAGAACGGAAUCUGUUUACAUACUAUGAUUAUCAGAAGAUAGCAAAGUGGGGGAGAGAGAGUUUUUUUCCUGAAGUGAGAACUAUGAUGGACCUCACUAUCGGAAUUAUGGGCUUUGGUGAGAUUGGAAAAGACAUUGCAAGAACUCUGAAGUCACUAAGAGCAGAAAUCUGGGCACUUGUUAGAAAAAUUCCAGAGGAUAAGGAGAAACUAGCAUUUGUUGAUAAUUAUCGAAAAGUGGAAGAUUUACCGGAGUUUUUGCAGAAGUGUGACUAUGUCAUAAAUGUAUUACCUUCCACACCUCAGACUACGGGACUUCUUAAUGCAGAUUUAUUGAAGAACUGUGCUUCAAAGGAAACUGUUUUUAUCAAUAUUGGAAGAGCAUCAGUGGUGAAAGAAGAGGAUCUGAUAACAGCAUUAGAAAAUAAGUGGCUGUCAGCAGCGAUUCUUGAUGUCUUUGAGAAAGAGCCAUUGCCACCAGAUAAUCCACUUUGGAAAAUGCCACAGGUAACUGUUACGCCUCAUAUAUCUGGUAUUUCCCGUGCCAAAGACAUUGUCAGACGAUUUAUGGAAAAUUAUGAGAAGUAUAAAAACAACAAGCCACUACUAAAUGUUGUAGACUUUGAUAAAGGCUAUUAAUAUUAAAAUCUUCAUGUUGGAGUGUAAGUUACAGUUUCAAAUGUUCAUCGCCAUCUACUCAUUUGUAAUAAUUCAUAAUUUCGUGUGUGGAAAUGUUCAAUAAAUACCAAAGCUUCUUCAAUCACAAA